AUGAGGGCUGUGUGGUAUCGUUUUACCCUGCUCUCACACAAUCGCCUGUCUCUUGAGCCACCAUUUUGAAGCUGUGUUCGUUAAAAACCGUGGUUUGAGUUUUAGUCCUUUUGAAUGGUAACAGCUGUAACAAUUCAAAGCACGCUGUGAAUAAUUUAUGAAAAUGUAAGGUACCUGAACUGAAUACACUCCCACACAUGGCUGGAAAGAGAGGAAUCUACCAACUCCCACUCCCACCAUUUUAUAAGAUUCUUCCAUUACAAAAUCAUGACUAAAUCGUUUAUCAUCUCUGUGGUCUACCAGAAGACCUGAGGGAGCUUUAGUGCCUUCAUGACACAGCCCUUCCCAAUAUAUGAUACAUAACAGGCUAAUUCAAAUCAGGACCUCGAAGCCAGUUCCAAUCCUGAUUUUCAAUCUUCCCCUCUAAUCAAGGACUGAUUUAGACAUAGGACACCAGUGGUGUAAUCAUUAGUCCUAAUGUUAUGAAGCUAAAACAAGAGUUUCUAUUGGACAAAUUCAGGUAGGUCCCCUACAUUUUCAUUCCAUUUGCUGCUGUUUAAGAAACAUUUUGCAACAGAAUCGCCGUAAUGAAUACACCCCAGGUCGGUGCAAUUAAUUAUCAGGUAAAACAGAAAACCUGCAGUAUUCCGGAUUUCCAGGCUUGAAUUUGAAUACCCCUAAUAUAUAAUACUCUCUCGUUCUCUCUGUCUGUCUCUCUCUCUCUCUCUCUCUCGCUCUCUCUCUCGCUCUCUCUCUCUCUCUCUCUCUCUCUCUGCAUCUCUCCUUGUGUCUCUGUCUCUGUCUCUGUCUCUGUCUCUGUCUCUCUCUCUCUCUCUCCAGCAGUCAUAUGUGUCCUCCGGCCACCAGAUGGCACCCCCCAGUCCCAACAGCAGCAGCAACAGCAGUGUCGGGGGAGGGGAACAGCUGAGUAAAACUAACCUGUACAUCCGCGGUCUUCACCCCGGGACCACAGACCAGGACCUGGUCAAGCUAUGCCAGCCGUAGGUCUUCUCCUCCUACUUGCACACUUUCUUUUACACGGGUAGGGCGAAGUUGCCCCUAGAUGCUGAUUUAAGAUCAGUUUAGUAUUUUCAUCCUGGUGGUUAGAGUUAGGAUGGAAGCAGGAUAAACUAAUCCUAGAUCUGUGCCCACAGGUGACUUCUACCUGGAGCUCUUCAACAGGUGCUACUUUGCCACAAAGUGACUACGGUUAUUACUUUCAGGCUACCUAUAUAAAAGCUUACCCCCAGAUCAGAACUGCAUUAUGGUUGGCGAUACAACCUACUCGUGUUGCGACAAGGGUUGUUGUGACUGGAUAUUGCGCAUUUUCAGGGUUGCUAUGGGGAAAGUUACAUUUGGGGAAAGUUACCCCUGACGCAUGUACUGCACACUAACCAAGGCCAUCCAUUGUUUCAGGUACAAUGCACAUUACAGACUCACAAUAUAAGUUGCUGAAAGUAAAAGGCUUGUGUCAGCAGCAGUGCUACAGCUAGGUGGAGUUGGAAGAGCAUGUGUUUGUAACAAGCUAUUCUUUAUAAUCCCAUAAUUUACGUAAUGAUACUAUAACCAUAGAAUGUGAUCAAAUGGGUGAUUUAUAGAAUUGAUACCUACACCUGGGGAAUGACUGUAUUCACCCCAGUCCAAAUGAAGCAUGUGAAUCAGAAUGUGUGAAUCAAAGUCCAUUUGAAAUAAUUACUAUAUAAAGAGUCGAGAAGUGUAAGGAAAACCAGGGGAUUAAACAGAUAGAAAUGAAGAGAGAAAUAUAGAUUAAAUACAAGUUAUAGAGAGGGAGGGAGAGAAGGGGCCAGAAAGGGGUAAACAUCCUCCUCCAUGUCCUGAUGUAACCUCCCUCACUAAAGAGACUGGAGAGGCUCAGCAGGAGAAAACCAAGACCCACAUCCAACAAGUCACCAUCUACAAACAACACACACUCUUAAACUGGCCUUUCACACACACACACACACACACACACACACACACACACACACACACACACACACACACACACACACACACACACACACACACACACACACACACACAGGAAUGAUUUAAACAAACUGUUGAGUGGGAGAGAGGUUAGAAGAGGACUCUGUGAUCAUCUAGGCCAUCAGAAUACCAAGGAAACUUCCAAAUUCCCUAUAUAGUGCUGUAUUACCAAUUGGCAAGCCUGGAGAUGUAUGUGUUGUAGUGUUGAAUAAACAAUCAGGAAAGAUGGAUACAUUAGGAACUACAGCCAGAAGCAUCAAGGUCAUACAUAGUGGACACACACACACACACACACACACACACACACACACACACACACACAGAAAACAACACAACAUAACACAACACAUACAGUCAAAAAAGGCGGGCUUGCUUUCACUAACAAAAAACGUAACAUCCAGCCCAGGCACCAGAGAAACCACACCAGUAGUGAACAAGUUGUGCACUUGUUCACUACUUCCCACAAAUCUUAAAGCAUUGGAUUGGUGGAGCCAUGGGCUAGUGAGAGUUUCCACCAUAUUUCUUAUACCAGUCAUUUCCUGUCAAAUCAGUGAAGGGAAGUGAACAAUUGCACACUUUGGGAAGAAGGAGAGAGAAUUGGUAUGCAGACACAGCCUCUGUUAAUAGGGUCCAGUUUUGAUGCAUUCUGAUUAUUGUUUGGAUAAGUGAAGGAGUGUAGAGUGAGUGACCUAGAGAGGAGUAUGAAUUUUUAAUUGCUAUUUAAAACAGAAAACUCUGAACAGGGUAAAGACUGGAGAUUGACAUCAAGUUGGAGAGGGAGGGGUGGGUUUGUGUAAUAUGUGUUGGAGAAGGGGAGGUGGGGAGGGGGAUUCGCAGAAAAGUGAACCUUGGAGGGGAAAUGCAAUUGACUGGGAAAAGAAUACCAUGGCAUGCUGGGUAAAGAAUGCCACAGGCCUGUAAGUGGGUCAGAGUUGACAGCUAAGACAUUCUACCCCAUCCUCCCCUCCCUACUACACACACACACUUUACAACAAUUGUUGAUGAAGUUGAGGUAGGAGGAAGGUCAGAGAGUUACCGCCCCACAACCUUUGAACUGUUCAACAGGAUGCAUGACUUUGUUAAUGACAACACAAACUAUUACUCUCUCUCUCCAUUACAAAAGAGGUCUCAUCCCCACCAAAAAGUUGGUGGGUAUUGAGUGUUUAUGUAUGGUUGUGGUCAUAUGGCUCAAGGUAGAAAUUCCUCCCUAUUCACAGAUCUAAAAUCAGAUUACCUAACUUCCAAUACUAACCAACAAUGUCAGAGUUUAGGGGCAACUUCAUCCUACUCCAUGUGUGGCCACUAAUGCUAACGGCCAGGCUUUAGGACCCAGAGGUGGAAAGAGAGAGCGGGAGCAGAGGACAGUGGAGAGAGAGAGAGGGGACAGGAAGGGGUGAGGGAUCCGGUUACACUCCACCCCAGCGCUUUGUCAGGGCCAGCCAGUGGAACACCAGCCUCCCUCGCUGACUGCAUUACACAGAGACAGUGGAGGGCAGGGCCUCUCUCUCUCUAGUAGAAGUCAGGAUGGCCGAGCAGUCUAAGGCGCUGCGUUCAGUCUCCCCUGGAGGUGUGGGUUUGAAUCCCACUUCUGACAUCUAUUUUAUUUCACUAUCCUAUACCAUUGUACUGUAAAGUUACACUGCAUACUACUAAGCAAUACUUUAACUUUCCUAUUCUAGUGCUCUUUGUUUAUAUUGUAGCAAAUCUGGGGGUGUAGCCCCGACCAGGAUUCAAACCCGGGUCCAGUGACUGUCAAGCCAACACCUUAACUCUAUUAUGUUUUGCUCUAUUUUUCUAUACUAUCAGUGAUGGCUAUACAGGACAGUCUGUGUCACAUUAGGCUGUCAGUUCUCUAAAGUGCCACCAUUUUGGUCGAAUAGGCCUGUGUUCAUAAAUAUUUGCUGUGUGACCUCAAAUGUUUAUUUGGUAGUACCAGUGUGCUUAGAAAAAUAUUCACCCAGAUAAUACAUUGAACGGCAAAAUUGUAGUUGUGCCUCUGGGUUUGGGAGCAAGCAAAGUUGUUACAUUUGUGUGUUUGUUUCAUGUCUGGUGAGCCCUGGCUGUUGUUACAUUUGUAUCAUCAUCAUAGUGGCGUGCAUCUUGAGCAUGUUCAUAUGAUACUUUGUAUCAUUUCACCUCUAACCUGUGAGAGUGAAGAUGAAAUUCAGCAACUCUUUGAGUACAGUAGAAGUUAUUUGCUUCUGUAUUGAUAAAAUUAGGGGCGCCACUUUUUAUAAGUGGGGGGACAUUAAAAAAAGUAAUUAAUUAUCCAGUCGGAUAAACACUCCAAACAGCCUACCCGACCGCUUGGAGGCGUCCGCAUGGUACUAAAGCACACCAUUGCCUCGUUUUGUAUCACAUUCCAAUGAUAAAACUGGGGGGGACAAAAAUGCAAUUUCAGAAUGUGGGGGGGGGGACAUGUCCCCCAUCUCCAGUGAAAGUUGCACCCCUUGUUAAAAGUAAAUACUAAUGUGUUAGUCUUCAGCUGGAUUUUACAGUGAAAAAUGACAGAGGCUUUUAUAUGUUUCAAAAUUACGUACUGCUUGCCUAUUGGUCGGAUUUUUGCAACUAAUUUACCAAUUAUAUGUUUUGCCUUGUACUUGCAUUCUGAUUGGUCCCUGAACUGGUUUUGACUAGAUAGAGUAGGCCUACAGCUUAUGUCAAAAUGUACUUUUCGUGGCAGGUUAGGAGAAUUAGGUUAAGGUAAGGAAAAUGGUUAGGGUUAGCUAAAAUAAAUUUGACAAAAAUCUACUUUUGACGUCAAUUUGAUAUAAUAAUAAUAUGCCAUUUAGCAGACGCUUUUAUCCAAAGCGACUUACAGUCAUGCGUGCAUACAUUUUUGUGUAUGGUUGGUCCCGGGGAUCGAACCCACUACCCUGGCGUUACAAGCACCGUGCUCUACUAGCUGAGCUACAGACAUGACCCUCUGAACCCAUUGGAUGCCUCCUUCAAUUUACUAACUGUAAUUUUAAAACCCUGAUGAAACAUGGUCGAAGGGCAUUUUUACUUUUAACUAAAGAAGCUUUUUUUUUAUCAACUUCCACUGUCCUCCAGGAGUUGCUGAAUUUCCUCUUAACUUCAGUUUGCUCCUCAAUUCAUGCACCGUGGUCGGAGAGCGAGGUAGCAGCCGUGUCCACUUCCUUUUGCACUUUACCUGUGAGAACCAUGAGCACGGGCAAGUCUCAUUAAGCUGAUUAACAACUUGAAGGCUGCUAACUGUUUGAUAAAAAACAACCUUGUCCAGUCAUGUUAGCUAGCUGGAUAACAACAACCUGGUAACUUGACCAGUAUGAGUAUGGUUUAAGAUGGCACUGGAAGAAAGGAAAGGGUCUCCUGGAUAGCUACUAGAAGAGUGUGCUUCGAAGGUAGGAUUCAUAUAGGGCCUUCGUUUUUUUAUGGUGCUCCUAAAUACUAUUUGAUGCUCCUAACUUUUUUAGGUGGGGCUUAGCCCUUUCAAUCAGGCCAUUGAUGGACAAGGUUUCUGUCCAUUUAGGGGGCCCUUUUUGGCUCAGGAGCAUCCCCAGAGACAAAGAUUCUGUAUAGCCUAUGUAACUGUUAUAGGCUUAAAACAAUAAAAUAGUGUGUUUUAUUGUCUCAUACGCCAGAUAGGUGUAGAUUUACAGGGUCAGCAAUAGUAAUACGGCAACCCUGGAGCAAAUAUGGUAAGGGCCUUGAUCAAGGGUACAUCGACAGAUUCUUUACCUUGUCGGCUCAGUAUCCGAACCAGCAACAUUUUGGUUAUUGGCCCAACGCUCUAACUUAUUAGGUUUUGCUCUGUUUUUCUUUACUGUCAGUGAUUGGAAUGGCUAUACGGGACAGUGCAUGACACAUUAGGCAGUAUGUCCUACAUUUAUAGAGUAAAUUAAUUACUAACUACUAUAACAAACAGUAUUUUACACUGAACAGGAGAAGUUGCCUUAGUGUUUCUUUGUAGCUUUUUUCAUAAAGGUGAGGUGGAGUGAAAAACUUAAUUUAAAAGAGAACAGACACUGUGUUGAAGGUGUAUGUUUACCCACAUGAAGAAAUACUACAGUUACAUUUUAGCAGACGAUCUUAUCCAGAGCAACUUACAGUUAGUGAGUGCAUAUAUUUUCAUACUGGCCCCCCGUGGGAAACGAACCCACAACCCUGGCGUUGCAAGCGCCAUGCUCUACCAACUGAGCUACAGGGGACUAAGUUUACUGUAGAAUACUCCAGUACUUACUAUAGAAUUCUAUAGUAAACUGUAGUAUACUGUAGAAUACUAUACUACACACUAUAGUAUCCCCCUGUAGUACUUACUAUAUAAUUUUGUAGUAUACUGUAGAAUACUAUAGUAAAUACUACAGGAAUGUCUGCAAAAACACUACAGUUUUUUAACUAUAGUAAACACUACAGUAUUUAAUUUGUAAUAAUCCUCCAAUAUUUCUCCAGUAGGUUUUGUCAAGGAGAAAGCCUCCACUUCUAUGUCAAAGAUAAUGAAACAAAAACACUGUAGUAAAUACUACAGUAAUGUCCGCAAAAACUCUACAGUAGAUGCUACAGUAUAGUACAGUCCACAAAAAACACUAGUGAAUACUAUAGUAUUUUCUCAUGUGGGUAAGUGUGUGUGUGUGCACGUGUGUGUGUGUGAGAGGCCAGUGUAGGAGUAUUUUGAGGAAUCAGAGCGGACAGGCAGGGAUAAAGACAAGCCCAGAACACAUAGUUUUUGGCCCUGGGGCUCUGUCUCCUGUCAGCUGAAAACAACACCACAGAACACAGUUACUGUACGACCCCUCCAUCACCUCUACACCCCACAGACAGACAGACAAAGAGAAGGAGGGAGGGAAGGAGCAGACGAGAGUAUCUGCGCCAGUGGAGAUCACAUUAAAGAGGCACAAACACCUGUAACCACAGCCUAAGGUGUGUGUGUGUGUGUGUGUGUGUGUGUGUGUGUGUGUGUGUGUGUGUGUGUGUGUGUGUGUGUGUGUGUGUGUGUGUGUGUGUGUGUGUGUGUGUGUGUGUGUGUGUGUGUGUGUGUGUGCACAUGCAUAAUUACCCAGCAUUAGGAAGUGUUUGUGUCUAAAUGUUAGGGAGCUUACUCAAAAUGUCCGAUAGUCACCUCUUCCUCAUAUGGUCUGAUGAUGUCAUGUUUUUGUGUUUUUGUUUUGAAGGUAUGGGAAGAUUGUUUCCACCAAGGCCAUCUUGGACAAAACCACCAACAAGUGCAAAGGUGAGAGUUCAGCAGGUUGUUUGGUUCAUGACACAGAUGCCACUUACAUUUAACCUAGAAAGAUAGUGUUAGUGUCUAGUGUUGUGUUGUUGACUGUGUCUCCUUAAACAAGCUCAUGGACUUAUGGACUCAAACUCGAUCACAAAUGUAUUCUACAAUAUUAGAUGGUAUUAGGCUAUAUGAUAUAAUAUUAAAGUAUUAGUCUGGUUACAGGUCUACUAAUAUACUGUAUAAAUCUAUGAAGCCACAUCCACUAAACUUUAGUCAUUUUACAGAAUGUCUUUAGUUAAUCUAACAACCAUUUUGAAUUCCAAUCUUACUUAUCAAUCAUGAAAAUGAUGUACAAAUUCAUAACUUUAAGUAAAAUGUGUGUAUAUGUGUUGUGUAGGCUAUGGCUUUGUGGACUUUGACAGUCCGACAGCGGCCCAGAAAGCAGUGACCGCCCUGAAGUCCAGUGGUGCCCAGGCUCAGAUGGCCAAGGUAAGACACGCACUGAUUUACAUCAACUCCACACACACACUUUAUAUAUUCACAGUCACACAUUAUCUAUUAUAAACUCCUUUUUCUUUUAUGAGUUCAAUCACUACUUCAAUGUGACUCCUUACUUCCUCACUUUCCUUAUUUCAUUGCCAAACCCAUAUGAAAAAAUACUGUUGUAUACUAUGGAAUAAAUCAUAUAGUAUUCACUGUAGUGUUUUUGCAGACUUUACUGUAGUAUUCACUGUAGUGUAUUUACUGUAGUAUACUGUAGUAUUUACAGUGAGCUAUAGUAAAAAUACUGUAGUAGAAGAAAACUUGUAUAUACUAUAGUAAUUAAUGUACUGUUUUGCGGAUUGUAGUAUACCGUAGUAUUUACUGUAGUGUUUUUGCGGACAUUACUGUAGUAUUUACUAUAGUGUUUUUGUUUUAUUAUCUGUGACAUAGAAGUGGAUGCUUUCUCCUUCAGGAAACCUACUGGAGCAAUACUAAAAGAGCAAAUUUUCCAUAACCUGUAGGUAGGACUGGGGUCUGAAUGGAUAGUUCAGCGGUUCUGCUCUUUUCAAUAAUCUGUAGGGAACACAAUAUAUGAUCUAUACUUUGCAUGUAGGUUUUUCACUUAUGGGUGGCACAAAUUGCAAUAUAGGGUAGUGGGCAGUGUAUAUGCAAAUUAAAUACUUUAGUAUUUACUAUAGUUUAAAAAGGGUCGUGUUUUUGCGGACUGUAGUGUUUUUGCGGACAUAACUGUAGUAUUGACUACAGUGUUUUUUUGCGGAUAAUACUGUAGUAUUUACUAUAGUAUUCUACAGUAUACUACAACAUUGUAUAGUAAGUACUACACAUGAUCGAGAGAUACUACAGUGUGUAGUAUAGUAUUCUAUAGUAAACUACAGUUUACUAUAUAAUUCUUAGUAAGUACUGUAGAAUUCUAUAGUAAACUGUAGUAUUUUUUUAUGUGGGAAUGUUCAGAGAACCUGAACUUUCUAAGAAUUUAUUUGAUUUGAUGGUGAAUAGACAGUUAGUCCAGCCAAGUUGGCAUCUACAGUGGGGGAAAAAAGUAUUUAGUCAGCCACCAAUUGUGCAAGUUCUCCCACUUAAAAAGAUGAGAGAGGCCUGUAAUUUUCAUCAUAGGUACACGUCAACUAUGACAGACAAAAUGAGAUUUUUUUUUUCAGAAAAUCACAUUGUAGGAUUUUUAAUGAAUUUAUUUGCAAAUUAUGGUGGAAAAUAAGUAUUUGGUCAAUAACACAUUUUCUCAAUACUUUGUUAUAUACCCUUUGUUGGCAAUGACACAGGUCAAACGUUUUCUGUAAGUCUUCACAAGGUUUUCACACACUGUUGCUGGUAUUUUGGCCCAUUCCUCCAUGCAGAUCUCCUCUAGAGCAAUGAUGUUUUGGGGCAGUCGCUGGGCAACACGGACUUUCAACUCCCUCCAAAGAUUGUCUAUGGGGUUGAGAUCUGGAGACUGGCUAGGCCACUCCAGGACCUUGAAAUGCUUCUUACAAAGCCACUCCUUCGUUGCCCGGGCGGUGUGUUUGGGAUCAUUGUCAUGCUGAAAGACCCAGCCACGUUUCAUCUUCAAUGCCCUUGCUAAUGGAAGGAGGUUUUCACUCAAAAUUUCACGAUACAUGGCCCCAUUCAUUCUUUCCUUUACACGGAUCAGUCGUCCUGGUCCCUUUGCAGAAAAACAGCCCCAAAGCAUGAUGUUUCCACCCCCAUGCUUCACAGUAGGUAUGGUGUUCUUUGGAUGCAACUCAGCAUUUGAGUUGAGUUUUUACCAAAAUGUUCUAUUUUGGUUUCAUCUGACCAUAUGACAUUCUCCCAAUCCUCUUCUGGAUCAUCCAAAUGCACUCUAGCAAACUUCAGAUGGGCCUGGACAUGUACUGGCUUAAGCAGUGGGACACGUCUGGCACUGCAGGAUUUGAGUCCCUGGUGGCGUAGUGUGUUACUGAUGGUAGGCUUUGUUACUUUGGUCCCAGCUCUCUGCAGGUCAUUCACUAGGUCCCCCCGUGUGGUUCUGGGAUUUUUGCUCACCGUUCUUGUGAUAAUUUUGACCCCACGGGGUGAGAUCUUGCGUGGAGCCCCAGAUCGAGGGAGAUUAUCAGUGGUCUUGUAUGUCUUCCAUUUCCUAAUAAUUGCUCCCACAGUUGAUUUCUUCAAACCAAGCUGCUUACCUAUUGCAGAUUCAGUCUUCCCAGCCUGGUGCAGGUCUACAAUUUUGUUUCUGGUGUCCUUUGACAGCUCUUUGGUCUUGGCCAUAGUGGAGUUUGGAGUGUGACUGUUUGAGGUUGUGGACAGGUGUAUUUUAUACUGAUAACAAGUUCAAACAGGUGCCAUUAAUACAGGUAACGAGUGGAGGACAGAGGAGCCUCUUAAAGAAGAAGUUACAGGUCUGUGAGAGCCAGAAAUCUUGCUUGUUUGUAGGUGACCAAAUACUUAUUUUCCACCAUAAUUUGCAAAUAAAUUCAUUAAAAAUCCUACAAUGUGAUUUUCUGGAGAAAAAAAAUCUCAAUUUGUCUGUCAUAGUUGACGUGUACCUAUGAUGAAAAUUACAGACCUCUCAUCUUUUUAAGUGGGAGAACUUGCACAAUUGGUGGCUGACUAAAUACUUUUUUCCCCCAUUGAACCACAAAAAGCAUAGACGGUGUUCAUGCAAACGCACUCCCUCCAACAUUCCCAGUGGUAUCAAAGGUGAGCUCUUAUACUGUACAGUAUGUUGUUAUGGCCUGAAUGGUGAUAAGUGUCCUCUUGGCACCAUCUCAAUAUCUUUAUUAACUGGCAGUUGGCUGGCAGGGAGAGAGGGAGGGUGAAGAGGUCACAGCAUUCGAGGAGAACAGGAAGGCUAUCAGAUGGAACUGGUUGUUUCUCCUCCUCUUCCCACUCUUUCCUCUUCCUCUCCUCUUCACCUCUAUUCUCACAUCUCCCCUGCCCUUUUUCACCCAUCCCUCCCUCCCUCUUUCCCUCCUCCUUUGUGUGGCUGGCUAUAUGUGUGUCCUGCUAAGCGGCCCCUGCUGUGGGCCUUGUCCUGAGCUCUUUGUGUGGGUGUUUGCAGUCAAAGGGGCUGUUGUGAGCCCAUUAAGCUGAUCCCUCUGUGCCUCUCAGGCUCCCCAUUGAGAGGGCCCCGGGAAGGGUGCCACUGCACCCGCUGUCAAUGGGACGGGGACAAUGAGCUGGCCUGUGCCUGCCUGGGUUUGUAUCUGAGCCUGGGGGCGACACUAUAGGGCUACAAUCACUCCACCCCAGCCCUGCAACAGGGUCCAAGUCACUUCACUACUACAGAGUGAAGAUGGACCAGCACAGGAAUUAAUACACUCACUUCAGAAUUAAGACAGACGAGCGAUGCAACUGAAUAUCAGGGUCCACCAAAUCACUCCUCCUGCUACCCAGAUAUUGUAUCCAAACACUCACUGUAAUAGAAUUUAGAACACAAGAGCCUAACUUACAUAAACAGUAUAACUGAGGAGUUGGUAGUGGCCAAAACAGAGGAGAGUGCCCUAUAAGAAGUCAAUUUGGGCCUGUGAGCUACAGUGAGCUACUCUGCAUCAUAGCCUGGCCUUCUGACCUGGGCUUAGGGGUCGUUAAGUUACCCAGGUAUAACUCAGUCUCUGAUUAAAAGGCUAGGAGAAAACCACAGAUACUGACACUGGUGACCACCCCGAUUUUUGCAUCUCUGAUUUAAACAGUGUCUGUCUAAAUCUGAAAUCAGACACUAAAAUCGAAUAUUUUGGCAUUAGUCAGGUUCUUUCCUUGUACUGUCACUGAAUGUGGGUCAUGUUGUUUUCAUGUUUCCAGUGUGUUGGUUCUUUAACAGUGUGGGCCAUGCUGAGCGUUAUCAUAACUCCCAGCCAGUCAGUCAUCUCUACAGAGGAGUGUCUAUGGGGCUGGCUAUGGGGCUGCCAAUGGGGCUGUCUAUGGGGCUGUCUAUGGGGCUGGCUAUGGGGCUGUUUAUAGGGCUGGCUUUGGGCUUUCUAUGGGGCUGUUUAUGGGGCUGCUAUGGGGCUGUUUAUGGGGCUGGCUAUGGGCUUUCUAUGGGGCUGGCUAUGGGGCUGGCUAUGGGGCUGGCUAUGGGCUUGGUGGGGAGGGACAGGGAAACAAUGGAAAGUGUUAUAAAUCAACAGCUCUUUACUUUACUAGAGAGCCUUCCUUUCUGCGUACAGAUGUCAGCUUACACUCACCACCUGCCUGACACACACACACACACCAGCGUGUCGCCGUAGAUGCACACUGAGCAAGACUCCGGGGUUGUGUGUCACCAGGGGAGAGAGAGAGAGAAAAAAGAGAGGGAGAGUUGGAUAAAAAGAGCGAAAGAGCGAUGAAGAGAUUACAUUUCAUUUGUGGUGUGCUUGGGUGUUGUCCAGACAUCAUUUGAAUAUCAGCAUCAGAGGAACCUUUUAAGAGAUGUUGGCCCCGCAUGCAGAACAGGAUUAGAUAGAUCAGUCAGUCUUAUCUAUGUGACUGGUCACAGUGCCACUGAGUUGUGUAACAAGGAAGUGUUUCCUUAACCACCAAUGUGGUUUAAAUCCCAGAAAUUGAACUUUCCCUCACAUUGAAUCCUGGUUAAUUUAAAGAGCUUUCUAUCUCGUGGGAGGCCAGGCCAAUCACUGCGAGACAAUGAGAAGUGUUUCAGGAUGCUGUGUGUUGACACGCUUCAGUACCAUAAAUCCACCCAGGAAUUGCUCAUUGUCAGAUCAACAGAGUGACAAGCAUGGUACAACACCCAGCUCAACUCCUGCUGAACUCCCUGUGCAAACUGAGCGUGCGUCCCAAAUGCACCCUAUUCCCUAUGUAGCGCAAUACUUUUGACCUCAAACUGAAGCUUCAGGAGGCAGCUACCUGUGUUCUUCGGCUCUCCUGUCUGUUUGACUCAGGUUCAAGCCGACUCUUUGCUUAUGGAUCAACAGAGAUAAGUGUGGAAUUACUGGUCUGUUGAUGGAACCUAUAUUUUGGCUCGGUUUCUGUCCUAAUGGAGGGAGAUGGAAAUGGAGGGAACAGCGGGAUGUAUUGUAGUCAUAUGGGGUGGUGUCAGUUGUGUUGGUGGUGUUUUUGACUGGUGGUGAUGAGGUGUAUGUGGAACUGGAAUUUAGACUUGACUGAAAUGCUAGCUUUAAACACUAUAUCUAAACCUAAGCUCAUAUCCUCUCAAUUACUCCCUGGGGCAUGAACCCGGUAACCUGAUAUUCACUAUAACAUUUCAUAACAAGUUGUUGUUUCCUCGUGCUCUCUCAAAUGUUGCAUAAAACGUUUGUGAGAGGGAAAGAGAGACUGUGGGAAUGACUGUAUCAGGAGAGAGAUAGACUAUUGCAUGAGACAGAGAAAAAAGACUGUGUACAGUCAGACACUUUUGUAGUUCCUCCCUCUCUCCUCUCUCCCACUGUACCCCCCUCUAUUUUCUUUGCUCUUCCAUUCUCCUCAUUCCCCCUUGUCUCUCCCACACCCUAUAGUUUUCUCCUUUACCUCCCUCAGUUACAGCAGAUUGUCUGAUAGAAGCACAACUCCUAUGGACCCGGUUGCUAAGCUCCUGUUGUUGUGCGAACUCUUAACUUCACGCCUGGUUUCACUUUUGAGCCCUGGAAUCAGAAUCGUCUCGCAUUCCUCUUUUAUUCAUUCUUCUGGUCUGGGCUCUUUUUCAGUCUUUCCACAUUUCCACAUACUUUUCCUCCAUUAAAAUGCUUACAUUUUCUAGUAGUUGUAUGUGUUUUUAAGAGGUGAAAAGUGCUCUUGUACUCACAAAAGCACUCACAUACAACCCACAUUCAGUCAUAAACCACUGACAAUACUAAUUUGUUAUAUCGUAUAUCUUUCAUAACCAUGACGUCACAAAUAUAUCUAACAGAAUUUAAACAGUGAAUGUAAAACCUCUUUGUUUGUGAUUACACACUGUGAGUCUGAUUUACCCUGUCUGUGUGUUUUCCUUAUGCAGCAACAGGAGCAGGAUCCCACCAACCUGUACAUUUCCAACCUGCCUGUGUCCAUGGACGAGCAGGAGCUGGAGAGCAUGCUCAAGUCCUUCGGCCAGGUCAUCUCCACACGCAUCCUCCGCGAUGCCAACGGGACCAGCCGUGGCGUUGGCUUCGCCAGGUACACAAUACAUGCUACACUAGCAGCAUCUUUAGCAACAUGCUACAUGCUACACCUGCAGCUAAAACUACAUGCUACAAUAGUAGCAGUGGUGUAGUAGAGGGUAUACGCAGGUAUAUGGCGUAUACCCACUUUUUUUUCAUUGGGCAUUGCGUAUACUCACUUCUUAAUCCCCAGGAUGCGUAUCAAAGUAGUGGAGUGGAGGUAUAUGUUAUAUCAGUUAAUAAGGCCUAUGGAACAGAUCAGAAUGUUUAGCUUAACAUUUUGAUAAACUAUUAUUUCUUCACAUUUUAAGCACAGCAAUGUGCACACGGCAUUAUGCCUAAAGUACGCGCAAAUGUUCCAAAACAGGAAUGUUCCAAAAUGCAAUUUGUGGGAAAAAUAUGUUCUAAAAUGCGCACCGCACAUGCGAGCUGUUUCAUGGACAGAGAUAGGAAUAUCCGUUAGAAAAUUUGGAAGAUAGGAGAUCUAAAUAUGCAACAACUAUUAUGGGUUGCUAAUAUGACUAGGAUAAUGCCUUUGCCUGCUAGACAAGGCCUAACCGUCUUCUGGUAGAUAGAAAGGUUUUCCCAAAAACCUUCUCAAUUAAAUGUUAACUAGCUACAAAGUAGCCCACCUGGCAGAAUUAUAUGAUUAUUAGCAUCAAUCCAGUUGCCAUUUGUUGUACAAACUCCAUCUCAUAUGAGCUACAGAAACACCGCCAACCAAACAACAGUGCUAGGUGCCUGCACACUUGAAUUAAAGGGUAACUACACUAAAAAAUCUAAAUUUCUUAGAUUUUUCCCAGACCUCAAAAGUGGUCUCCUGAUGUGGUUAAAGCAUUGUUGUGGAAUUUUGUUGUUUUUCUAUAAAACAAACUGUGAAUUUAUCUAGGCUUCCAUCCAAUUGGCGAAAGAUUUUCAUGCGAAUAUUCGAAAAUCUGCAUAAUAAAAACAACAUGUGAAUUUUCCCACCUGAGAUGUGUUUCCAUCAAAAUGACUUGCGGGUAAAAGGCUGUGUGCACAUAAACAUUUAUUUUGCGGUUCAAUUCCGAUCAUGUACCGAAUAAUUCAUCGUAACUUAUUUCAUCUGUAGCCUAAUAAACUGCAUGCUUUCCCGAGUCGAAAUGGGAGGACCACACAACAUGUAAUCGCGUGACUCCAAGUUUACUUCAAUAUGAUAGUUGUUAUAUAAAUAUUGGCUCAUAAAAGCGUGUCCACCACCUUUUCUCGCAUAAUUAAUUUUAUUGACACAAAAUGACACACAUUGUCUAGCGUACUUUGUUUUUGUUGACAAUUGGGAAGUUUACCGACAAAUUUGUGGUUUCCAUCAGGCCUUUACUCAUAUAAAAAGGUUGGAUGGAGACCUGGUUAUUGAGAGCGAAAAAUAAUAAUAAUGUAAAAUCAGAAACCUGUGAAUUUCUGACUCAGUUGACAGGCUCAUUUAUCUAUUUCAAUAGUAGGCCUAAUAUUAGCCUACUUGCACAGUACAGGUUUUUUGGCAAAUAAGAGUAUACCCACUUCUCCAGGCACCACUACACCACUGAUUAUCAGUCAUAGGUUGGGGAGAGUGGGCUAAGUUGAACCAAAGGGGUAAGUUUAGCCACCCUUGUAUCUAGGAAAGCAUACUGAAAAUUUAUAAUUUGACCAAAUAUUUUGGAAGAGGUCAUUAUUUCAUGGAGUCUAUGAAAGAAGAAACCACAUGGAACAAGCUCCCCCACAACGCCAGGACAGCGGCGUCACUGACCACCUUCCGGAGACACUUGAAACCCUACCUCUUUAAGGAAUACCUGGAAUAGUCCCCCCCCCCCCCCCCCCAUAAAAAAAAGUGGUUGUCCCACUGGCUAUCCUAAGUUGAAUGCACUAAUUUGUAAAUCGCUCUGGAUAAGAGCAUCUGCUAAAUGACUUAAAUGUAAAUAUAAAAAAGUGGUAAGCAAGUUAAGUCCAAAAAACUGAUUUUCACCAAGUCAAAUGCAUUUAUUGUGUUAGAGGUUUUAUGAUGCUUGUAUCUAAACCAAAGUAGAUCGUUUUAAGAUUGUUCUAUACAUCAGUUGGGGUCUCUAUAAGCUUCAAUAUGAGGUCCUAAACAGAAUUAAAGUGCAUCCUUGUAGCCAAGGCUAUAAAUUAGCAUUUUUCAUUGGUAACACUGUUGCUCCCAACUUUAAAAAGUUAGGAGCAGCACAUGAAAUUUAGGAGCACCAGAAAAUGAGAUUUUUUGUAUUGAUUGAGAUACAACCUACAUUGGGCUUAUAUGAAUACUAGCUACUUUUGAAUUACAUGUUGUGCACUAGAAACUAAUAUGUAACACUGUAAAGACAUUCAUUUAUUAUAAAAGCUAAAAUGUUGAUACGAAUACCUGUUAUUGAAAUUAUAAAGUCGUUUGUGGUAUAUUAGGUUUCUACAUUUUGUAAAAGCACAAUUUUCCUAAGGAGAUGCAUUACAUUGACAAUUGUACACUGUCUCUUUAAAAAUGUCAGGCUUGUGAUGUUGACAUGUAAGAGAUCUCUCAUUCAUUCAUUACUAUGAUCAUUGAUCUCCUGAAGAAGCUAACCAUCACACUACCAUCGCCAUGCUUGACCGUUGGUAUGAGGUUCUUACUGUGGAAUGCAGUGUUUGGUUUUCGCCAAGCAUAAUGGGACCCAUGUCAUCCAAAAAGUUAUACUUUUGACUCAUCUGUCCAUAGAACAUUGUUCCAAGAGUCUUGAUGAUCAUCCAGGUGCUUCCGGGUGCUUUUUGGCAAACUUGAGUCAACUUUUUGGACGACAUGGGUCCUAAUGUUCCUAAUGUUUUGUACACUCAGUGUAUUUGUUAGAAAUAAUACUAUAUUUCUCCUGACGGAGUGAUGCUGAAUGUUUAAAAAAAAUCAACUUACCCAACUCUUCCCUACAUGCUAUAUCAGCAACAACAGGGGUCACACUAGGGUCUCUCUAAUGCACUUGAAUGUUUGACUGUGUUUCAGGAUGGAGUCCACAGAAAGGUGUGAAGCCAUUAUUCAAAAUUUUAAUGGCAAAUUCAUUAAGACUCCACCGGGAGUUCCAGGUGAGCAGAUCUCUCUACCUGUCUCAUCUAUGUGUUCUCCACCAAGCCCAGAUGUUAUGAUACCACCUCAGUCAUUCACUUCAGAUGGCAAAUCAAGAGCUGUGUCCAGAAACAAUCGCUAUCCCCUACCCCCUUCAAAUGUGUGGAGAUCUGAGAGGAUUGGACAGGUAUAAGCAAUAUGGCACAACUUCAAUCUAGCCUACACUGUAAAAAAAAUCUAGUUGUUUAAACUUAAGUAACUGGUUCCACUGUCUUUUUUAAGUUUACUAAACUUUUCUGUCAAAAUGUUACCUGAAUUUAACAUUUUUAGUUGGCCCAAACUUAGUUCCAACAUGAGAAAACAUAGGCAAAAAUUAUGUCAACUUAAAAUGUGUUUGCUCAAUUUGUCUCGUCUGUUCAUUCAACUAUAAAUUAUUAUUUUGGAAUUUUACCCCACAAAAUGGAUGUGGACCUAGUUACACACAGGCAGUGCUUAUAACAUACAAUGUUUUCAACUUACAUUUCUGAUACACGUUGACACAAAGUCUUUUGUUUUAGGUAAGAUGCCAAAAAUGAUAAUUUCUAGUUCAAUGAACAUACGGUACAAGACAAAUUAAGCAAACACAUCAGUUUAAGUUGACAUCAUUUUUGCCUACGUUUUCUCAUGUUUGGGCCAACUAAAAGUGUUAUGUUCAGGUAACACUUAGACAGAAAAGUUUAGCAAAGGAAAAAAAGGCUGUGGAACCAGUUACUUAAUAACAGUUAGUUUACAUUUCUAGAUUUGUGGGUGUUUCAGAGGUAAAGGUGGAGCUAACACCAUAUUGCUUAAACCUAUCAAAUCCUCUCAUAUCUCCACACGUAUCUAGAGGUUAGUAGUCUCAGAAACCCAGACCACUAGGUCUGGGGAGGAUGUCUGAUUCUCUUGGACAUUUCGAAAGAGGAAAAACAUUUGUUCCGGCGAAUGUUCUCUUCAGACAGACAACUCUCCCAACAAAUCACGAGUUUGGGUAGGUGGGGCUUCAAAUGCGGGCAGGAAUUGUGCUCAUGUUUAGCUAGGGAAAAGUCUAAGUGGGAUCCUUACAUCACCCUAUUGAAGUUGACAUUUUUAAACGGUUAAAGGGUUAGGGUUAGGUUGUGAUUGUGGUUAAGGUAACUUUAAGCAUCAGUUGUCAGAGCAGCUUACCGACCACUGCACCUGUACACAUCCCCAUAUUGUUAUUUAUUUUUCUCAUUUGCAUCCCCAUAUCUCUAUUUGCACAUCAUCUUCUGCACAUCUAUCAUUCCAGUGUUAAUACUAAAUUGUAAUUAUUUUGCACUAUGGCCUAUUUAUUGCCUUAGCUCCAUAACUUACUACAUUUGCACACACUGUAUGUAGAUUUUCUAUUGUGUUAUUGACUGCACGUUUUGUUUAUCCCAAAUGUAACUCUGUGUUGUUGUUGUUUUUAUCGCACUGCUUUGCUUUAUCUUGGCCAGGUCGCAGUUGUAAAUGAGAACUUGUUCUCAACUGGCUUACCUGGUUAAAUAAAGGUGGGAAAAAAAAGUUAGGGUUAGGGUUGGGGUUAAGGUUAGGGUUUAGGGUAUGGACGUACCAAGGAUCCCACUUAGCAUCUGCCAUUUCGCUAGGGCAACAAGCGGAUACGGCAGUGACGUCACCGGUGACGCAUGUCCCAUUUCCGACACCUCCUCUCUGUCCCAACUGAUGCCGGAACUUCUAAAGACAUGUAAACUGGAGCAUUGGUACAUUGUUGGAGGCAGCCCAUCUGUCUAGAGCGACUAAGAGGCUAGGGGCUGGGGGUUUUGUCUGAACAGGACCUUGGUCUCUGAUCCCAGGCUCCUGGCAUUACUCCUCAACUCUUCCUGUGGAUUGUUAUUCCUAGCCUCCCAUGGAAUUGACCCUCUGAUUUCGUCUGUUUCUCUCUCCCACAGUGCCCCCGGAACCAUUAUUGUGCAAGUUUGCAGACGGGGGACAGAAAAAGAGGCAGAACCAGGGGAAGUACAUUCAGAAUGGCAGGCCCUGGGCCAGGGAUGGAGAGAUGGUGAGGGGAUUGAUUACACGGGUGGAGGAUUUCAUUUAUUUCUUUUUUGGAGUUCGAGACUGCAUGUUAGUUCCAAAAAAACUUUAAACAAGAGGUCAUUGUCAAAGCAAGAUAGAGCUGGAAUCUGAUCUCACAGAGAUAUGGAUUGUGUGUCUAACCCUAAACAUUCUUAAAGGGGCAGUGCAGUUAAAAACAUUGUUUAAUGAUAUUUCCACACUACAAGGUCAAAAUAACACUCUGAAAUUGUGAAAAUGAUAAUGCCCUUUUUGUGUAAGAGCUGUUUGAAAAAAAUGCCUGAAAUUUCAACCUGUUCAGGUGGGAUGGAAAUGUUGGCUCACAUCAUGACGUUGCAAUGUGAUCUGAUUAUAAUAUACCAAUGACUGUCCAUCUGGGUAAGGGGGUGGGCUCUAGACCAUCCUAUCAGCGAAUCAGCGCUGACCAGCUGGCAAGUGUCGUUACUGCCAUUUUCAACCUAUCCCAGACCCGGUCUGUAAUACAAACUGGGAUAGUCCCCGUGCCCAAGAACGCCAAAUCAAAUCAAAUCAAAUUUUAUUUGUCACAUACACGUGUUUAGCAGAUGUUAUAGCGGGUGUAGCUAAAUGCUUGUGCUUCUAGCUCCGACAGUGCUGUAAUAUCUAACAAGUAAUAUCAAUUUCACAACAUAAACCCAAUACACACAAAACUAGUGAGGAAUGGGAUUUAAGAAUAUAUACAUAUAUGGACAAGUAAUGACAGAGCGGCCUGGACUAAGAUACAGUAGAAUGUUAUAGAAUAGAAUACAGUAUAUACAAAUGAGAUGAGUAGUGUAAACAUUAUUAAAGUGACUAGUGUUCCAUUUCUUAAAGUGGCCAGUGAUUUCAAUAGGCAGCAGCAGCCUCUAAUGUGCUAGUGAUGGCUAUUUAACAGGCUGAUGGCCUUGAGAUAGAAGCUGUUUUUCAUUCUCUCUGUCCCAGCUUUGAUGCACCUGUACUGACCUCGCCUUCUGGAUGAUAGCGGGGUGAACAGGCAGUGGCUCGGGUGGUUGAUGUCCUUGAUUAUCUUUUUGGCCUUCCUGUGACAUCGGGUACUAUAGGUGUCCUGGAGGGAGGUUAGUUUGCCCUCUGUAAUGCGUUCGGCAGACUGCACCACCCUCUGGAGAGCCCUGCGGUUGUGGGCGGUGCAGUUGCCGUACCAGGCGGUGAUACAGCCCGACAGGAUGCUCUCAAUUGUGCAUCUGUAAAAGUUUGUGAGGGUUUUAGGUGCUAAGCCGAAUUUCUUCAGCCUCCUGAGGUUGAAGAGGCUCUGUUGCGCCUUCUUCACCACACUGUCUGCGUGGGUGGACCAUUUCAGUUUGUCGGUGAUGUGUACGCCAAGGAACUUGAAGCUUUCCACCUUCUCCACUGCGGUCCCGUCGAUGUGGAUAGGGGGGUGCACCCUCUGCUGUUUGCUGAAGUCCACGAUCAUCUCCUUUGUUUUGUUGAUGUUGAGUGAGAGGUUAUUUUCCUGGCACCACACUCCCAGAGCCCUCACCUCCUCCCUGUAGGUGGUCUCGUCAUUGUUGGUAAUCAAGCCUACUACUGUUGUGUCAUCUGCAAACUUGAUGAUUGAGUUGGAGGCGUGCUUGGCCACGCAGUCAUGGGUGAACAGGGAGUACAGGAGGGGGCUGAGCACGCACCCUUGUGGGGCCCCAGUGUUGAGGAUGAGCGAAGUGGAGAUGUUGUUUCCUACCUUCACCACCUGGGGGCGGCCCGUCAGGAAGUCCAGGACCCAGUUGCACAGGGCUGGGUUCAGACCCAGGGCCUCGAGCUUAAUGAUGAGCUUGGAGGGUACUAUGGUGUUGAAUGCUGAGCUAUAGUCAAUGAACAGCAUUCUUACAUAGGUAUUCCUCUUGUCCAGAUGGGAUAGGGCAGUGUGCAGCGUGAUGGCGAUUGCAUCGUCUGUGGAUCUAUUGGGGCGGUAAGCAAAUUGAAGUGGGUCUAUGGUGACAGGUAAGGUAGAGGUCAUAUAAUCCUUGACUAGUCUCUCAAAGCACUUCAUGAUGACAGGUGAGUGUUACAGGGCGAUAGUCAUUUAGUUCAGUUACCUUUGCUUUCUUCGGUACAGGAACAAUGGUGGCCAUCUUGAAGCAUGUGGGAAUAGCCGACUGGGAAAGGGAGAGAUUGAAAAUGUCCAUAAACACACCAGCCAGCUGGUCUGCGCAUGCUCUGAGGACGCGGCUAGGGAUGCCGUCUGGCCGGCAGCCUUGCGGGGGUUAACAUGCUUAAAUGUCUUAAUCACGUCGGCCACAGAGAAGAAGAGGCCACAGUCUUUGGUAGUGGGCCUCAUCAGUGGCACUGUGUUAUCCUCAAAGCGGGCGAAGAAGGUGUUUAGCUUGUCUGGAAGCGAGACAUCGGCGUCGGCGACGUGGCUUGUUUUCUUUUUGUAGUCCGUGAUUGUCUGUAGACCCUGCCACAUACGUCUCGUGUCUGAGCCGUUGAAUUGCGACUCCAUUUUGUCUCUAUACUGAUGUUUUUCCAGCUUAAUUGCCUUGCGGAGUGAGUAGCUACACUGUUUGUAUUCUGCCAUAUUCCCAGUCACCUUGCCAUGGUUGAAUGCGGUGAUUCGCGCUUUCAGAUUUGCACGUAUGCUGCUGUCUAUCCACGGUUUCUGGUUAGGGUAGGUUUUAAUAGUCACAGUGGGGACAACAUCACCUAAACACUUCCUGAUAAACUCAGUCACCGUUUCAGUGUACAGUGAUCCCUCGCCACUUCGCGGUUCACUUAUCGCGGAUUCGCUAUUUCGCGGAUUUUCAUAAUGCAUUUUUUUUUUUUUGGUGCAUUGUGCUCUGCAUUCUGAUUCGCUAAAAACUCACUCCCGCUUCUUGUAUCAAAACAUGCUACGAAUUGUGCUAUCAUUUUGUCGUCUCGUGCAGUUAUGUGUACGUACAUAAAACAGCUUGGCAAAUUUACAUUAAGUUGGCCAAAUUAUCUUGUAAUUUCGAACAUCUCCUAAACCCAUAAUGUCGACGAAACGGCCUGGACCGACAAAAGCACCUGCGGAUGGGCCCAAACGGCGGAAGAUGCUACCUAUCUCAGAUAAAGUUAAACUUCUGGACAUGCUAAGGGAAGGUAAAAGCUAUGCAGCCGUUGCUCGCCAUUACGGAAUCAAUGAAUCUUCCGUUCGUUACAUAAAGAAGGAGGAAAAAAACAUAAGGACGACAGCAGCAGUCAAUGAGGAGGAAGGACUAACGCUUGGUCGCUUAGCAACCAUGGUGCGAAUGGCCACUGAACUUAAGCGAGUAGCUGAGGAAUGGGACCCUUUGAUGAGCCGUUCAUUACAGUUCUCCAACGUAAUCGAUGGUGGCAUGUCGGUGUACAAGGAUCUUUUUGCAAAGAAGAAAAAAGAGCGACAACAGCUGCCUAUCACUAUGUUCUUCUCCCGAACAAACACACCUGCACCGCGGGCUUCAGAAGAAGAGAACACUGCAGAGCGCAGUCAGGAUGCAGCGGCCCAGUCUGAAGAGCAGUGAAACGGCCUACACGUGAGUCACUGUAUUUGUAUACAUGUAAUAGUUGCUAAUUGUAAAAAAAAAAAAGUUUUCUAUUUCGCGGAUUUCACUUAUCGCGGGUCAUUUUCGGAACGUAACCCCCGCGAUAAACGAGGGAUUACUGUAUACGUCUAAAUUAUUUUCAGAAGCUACCCGGAACAUAUCCCAGUCCGCAUGAUCAAAACAAUCUUGAAGUGUGGAUUCCGAUUGGUCAGACCAGCGUUGAAUAGUCCUUAGCACGGGUACUUCCUGUUUGAGUUUCUGCCUAUAGGAAGGGAGAAGCAAAAUGGAGUCGUGGUCAGAUUUGCUGAAAGGAGGGCGGGGGAGGGCCUUAUAACCAUCACGGAAGUUCGAAUAGCAAUGGUCGAGGAUUUUAGCAGCGCGAGUACAACAGUCGAUAUGUUGAUAGAACUUCGGCAGCCUAGUCCUCAAAUUUGCUUUGUUAAAAUCCCCGGCUACAAUAAAUGCAGCCUCAGGAUAUGUGGUUUCCAGUUUGCAUAAGGUAUCUUGGGAGAUAAUACCGUCGGCAUUUGAUUGUGAGAUAUUCAAGGUCCGAGUGCCUCUCCUCCGCCGGCGAUGUUUUGGAGGUAGAGGCUGUUGAUUGCGUGUGCUAGCGGGCCGGUGCGAGCAGAUGGAUCUUCGUGGUCGUCGCAAUGGGAAGCCUGUUGAAACCACAUCAGACGAUUACGUCAGCAGACCAGUCAUGAUGGAUCGGCGGGGCUCUGUGUUGACACUAGGAGGUCCCGUCCGGUUGACAGAGAGGUAGAUAGCUGGGAGAUGGGCCUGGCUCGAGGCUAGCUCAAGGCUAACUGGUGCUAGCUUCGGGACAGUGGUGAUUAGCCAACAACAACAUCCAUUCGGUUGCAGCUAGCUAGUUGCGAUGAUCCGGUGUUAAGGUCCAGUGAUUCAGUGAUUCCGGCAGAAAAUCCGAUAUGUUCUGGGUCGAUAGCGCGCUGUGCAGACUGUGCAGACUGGCCGAUAAUUGUCCAGGCUAGAGCUGGCUGGUAGGUAGUGCAGGCCACGGACAAUGGUGAAAACCGCUAACGGUGGCUAAUAGCAAGUAGCUAGUUUCAGCCGGAGGUUCUAGAUAAAAAGGUAUAAGUAAUAAUAGAAUACGUUCCACAUUGGCUGAGGCGGGUUGCAGGAAAGUAUAUUUAGUUGAAGGAUGAAAAGUGACAUUGAAUGUGCAACCAGAGGAAAAAAACUCUAGACCACCUUUACUCCACACACAGAGACGCGUACAAAGCUCUCACUCGCCCUCCAUUUGGCAAAUCUGACCAUAACUCUAUCCUCCUGAUUCCUGCUUAUAAGCAAAAACUAAAGUAGGUUGCACCAGUGACUCGGUUAAUAAGGAAGUGGACAGAGGACGCAGAUGCUAAGCUACAGGACUGUUUUGCUAGCACAGACUGGAAUAUGUUCCGGGAUUCUUCCGAUAGCAUUGAGGAGUACACCACAUCAGUCACUGGCUUCAUCAAUAAGUGCAUCGAUGACGUCGUCCCCACAGUGACUGUACGUACAUACCCCAACCAGAAGCCAUGGAUUACAGGCAACAUCCCCACUGAGCGAAAGGGUAGAGCUGCCGCUUUCAAGGAGCGGGACUCUAACCCGGACGCUUAUAAGAAAUCCUGCUAUGCCCUCCGACGAACCAUCAAACAGGCAAUGAGUCAAUACAGGACUAAGAUUGAAUCGUACUACACCGGCUCCGAUGCUUGUCAGAUGUGGCAGGGCUUGCAAACUAUUACAGACUACAAAGGGAAGCACAGCCGCGGGCUGCCCAGUGACACAAGCCUACCAGACGAGCUAAAUCACUUCUAUGCUCGCUUCGAGGCAAGCAACACUGAAGCAUGCAUGAGAGCAUUAGCUGUUCCGGAUGACUAUGUGAUCACGCUCUCCGUAGCCGAUGUGAGUAAGACUUUUAAGCAGGUCAACAUUCACAAGGUGGAUUAUCAGGACGUGGACUCCGAGCAGGCGCUGACCAACUGGCAAGUGUCUUCACUGACAUUUUCAACAUGUCCUGACUGAGUCUGUAAUACCAACAUGUUUCAAGCAGACCACCAUAGUCCCUGUGCCCAAGAACACUAAGAUAACCUGACUAAAUGACUACCGACCCUUAGCACUCACGUAUGUAGCCAUGAAGUGCUUUGAAAGACUGGUCAUGGCUCACAUCCACACCAUUAUCCCAGAAACCCUAGACCCACUCAAUUUGCAUACCACCGCAACAGAUCCACAGAUGAUGUAAUCUCUAUUGAACUCCACACUGCCCUUUCCCACCUGGACAAGAGGAACACCUACAUGAGAAUGCUAUUCAUUGACUACAGCUCAGCAUUCAACACAAUAGUGCCCUCAAAGCUCAUCACUAAGCUAAGGACCCUGGGACUAAACACCUCCCUCUGCAACUGGAUCCUGGACUUCCUGACGGGCCGCCCCGAGGUGGUAAGGGUAGGUAACAACACAUCUGCCACGCUGAUCCUCAACACGGGGGCCCCUCAGGGGUGCGUGCUCAGUCCCCUCCUGUACUCCCUGUUCACCCAUGACUACAUGGCCAGGCCAGGCACGACACCAACACCAUCAUUAAGUUUGCCGACGACACAACAGUGGUAGCCUGAUCACUGACAACGAUGAGACAGCCUAUAGGGAGGAGGUCAGAGACCUGGCCGUGUGGUGCCAGGAGAACAAUCUCUUCCUCAACGUGAUCAAGACAAAGGAGACGAUUGGGGACUACAGGAAAAAAAAGAGGACUGAGCACGCCCCCAUUGUCAUCGACGGGGCUGUAGUGGAACAGGUUGAGAGCUUCAAGUUCCUUGGUGUUCACAUCACCAACAAACUAUCAUGGUCCAAACACACCAAGACAGUCAUGAAGAGGGCACGACAAAGCCUAUUCCCCCUCAGGAGACUGAAAAGAUUUGGCAACGGGUACUGCAUAUGGCCCAGUACAUCACUGUACCCCGUCUUUUACGCUGCUGCUACUCUGUUUAUUAUCUAUGCAUAGUCACUUUAACUCUACCCACAUGUACAUAUUACCUCAAUUACCUCGACUAACCGGUGCCCCCGCACAUUGACUCCGUACCGGUACCCCCUGUAUAUAGCCUCCCUACUGUUAUUUUAUUUUACUGCUGCUCUUUAAUUAUUUGCUAUUUCUAUUUUUUUACUAAUCUAUUUAUUAAUUUUUUAACUGCAUUGUUGGUUAAGGGCUUGUAAGUAAGCAUUUCACUGUAAGGUCUAUUCGGCGCAUGUGGCAAAUGACAUUUGAUUUGAUUUGAUUUGAAAGUGAAAUUAUGUUAGUAAUUUUUUUUGAACAAAUUAUUUACAAAUGAAAAGCUGAAAUGUCUUGAGUCAAUAAGUAUUCAACCCCUUUGUUAUGGCAAGCCUAUAUACACAACAUUGCCAAAAGUAUGUGGACACCCCUUCAAAUUAGUGGAUUCGGCUAUUUUAGCCACACCCGUUGCUGACAUUGGCAGUAGAAUGGCUCGUACUGAAGAGCUCAGUGUAGAUGCUCUACAUAUGCUCUAAAGACCCCGAUGGUCACUCUGACAGAGCUCCAGAGAUCCUCUGUGGAGAUGGGAGAACCUUCCAGAAGGACAACUAUCUCUGCAGCACUCCACCAAUCAGGCCUUUAUGGUAGAGUGGCCAGACGGAAGCCACUCCUCAGUAAAAGGCACAUGACAGCCCGCUUGGAUUUUGCCAAAAGGCACCUAAAGGACUCUCAGCCAUGAGAAACAAGAUUAUCUGAUCUGAUGAAACCAAGAUUGAAUUUGCGCUGAAUGCCAAGCGUCACGUCUGGAGGAAACCUGGCACCAUCCCUACAGUGAAGCAUGAUGGUGGCAGCAUCAUGCUGUGGGAAUGUUUUUCAGUGGCAGGGACUGGGAGACUAGUCAGGAUCGAGGGAAAGAUGAACGGAGUAAAGUACAGAGAUCUCCUUGAUGAAAACCUGCUCCAGAGCGCUAAGGACCUCAGACGGUUCACCUUCCAACAGGACAAUGACCCUAAGCACACAGCCAAGACAACGCAGGAGAGGCUUUGGGACAAGUCUCUGAAUGUCCUUGAGUGGCCCAGCCAGAGCCUGGACUUGAACCCGAUCGAACAUCUCUGGAGAGACCUGAAAAUAGCUGUGCAGCGACGCUCCCCAUCCAACCUGACAGAGCUUGAGAGGAUCUACAGAGAAGAAUGGGAGAACUCCCCAAAUACAGGUGUGCCAAACUUGUAGUGUCAUACCCAAGGAGACUCGAGGCUAUAAUCACUGCCAAAUGUGCUUCAACAAAGUACUGAGUAAAGGGUCUGAAUACUAAUAAUAAUGUGAUAUUUCCGUUUUUCAUAUUUAAUACAUUUGCAAAAAUUUCAAAAAAACGGUUUUUGAUUUGUCAUUAUGCGGUAUUGUGUGUAGAUUGAUGAGGAAAAAAACAAUUUAAUCAUUUUUAGAAUAAGGCUGUAAUGUAACAAAAUGUGGAAAAAGUCAAGGGGUCUGAAUACUUUCUGAAUGCACUAUAGCUAUCUCAAUUACCUCGUACCCCUGCACAUCGACUUGGUACUGGAACUCUCUGUAUAUAGCCAUAUUAUUUUUGACUCGUUAUUGGUAUUCGUUAUUCACUGUGUAUUUAUUCCUCGUGUCACUUUCUAUCUGCAUUGUUGGAAAAUGACCCGUAAGUAAGCAUUUCACUGUUAGUCUACACCUGUUGUUUACAAAGCAUGUGACAAAUAAACAUUUAUUUGAUUUGGUGUGUGUAUGGGUAAGGGGUGGGCUCUAGACCAUCCUAUCAGCCAAUCAGGGCUGUGUAUGUAAAUGUAUUCUAAUUUGUUUCCUAACACCAACAUGAGGAGACUGAGCAUUUCAAGGACCAAAGGAGGCUCAGGGAAUUAAAUGAUAGAAAAUAUAUUUUUGAGUUAUUUUCAUUUAAACAAACACACACAGUGAUUUAUUAGACAUACAGUGAUGAUUUUAAAAUAAAAUUACAAAGACUGCAUGGGGGCUUUAACAACUAUUUUUAUAUUAGAUUUUUAUAUGUGAUUGUGUCAUUUAUGUCUUUAUUCUGAAUGAUUUGUGUUGUUUUCCCAGGGAGGGAUGACGCUAGCAUAUGACCCCACAGCCUUACAGAAUGGGUGAGAAUAGAGACAAAAACAGAAAUUCAGCCCACCAACAAAAACAAGUCAUGUGUUUUGUCUGUGGUGAACUAGUGACUCCUGGUAGACGCAGAAGACAUUGCAACACUACUUUAUUUUAUUGCAAUCAUCUACUUCAGUGUAACAUUUUGUAGUUCAAUCAUUUGGCAUCACUUUAUAAUAACUUUCAUGCACAUGCGAUUAUAAAUGCUUAUUAAUGUUUAUAAAUGCUAUAAAAUAAUCUGACAGUCAUACAUCUUGAUUUGUGUGUGUGUUGUGCAGGUUCUAUUCGUCACCCUACAGUCUGACCCCAAACCGGAUGAUCGCCCAGACGUCCCUCUCUCCCUACAUGCAUUCACCCGUCUCAUCCUUCCAGGUCAAACACUGAACACACACACACACACAUCACUACCACCACCACCAAACCACCAUUCACAAAUGCAUGAAGGAGGACAUUUCUGUAGACGUUGGAGCUAUGUCAUUGUUAUUUUUCUAUCCAGAUUCAGAUUUCAUCUCCACUCAUUCUCCCCUGUUUGUUUGUGUGUAAAGAUCCAGUGUUUUCCUCCUCUCUCUCUCCAGCUACAUAGUCCCUCCUGGAUGCACCACCAGUCGUACCUCAUGCAGCCUGCAGUGAGUAUUAUAUAGUAUUAUCUACCUCUGCUGCUGCAGCUUCCUCCUUACUAUUCCCUUUACAUCUGGUUAGCUUGCUGUUCUGCUCAUCUAUCUCUCUAUCUCUCCUCUUCUCUUUGUCAUUCUGUCUCUAUUUAUAUUCCUCUCUCUUUCUCUCUCUCCCUCUAUCUCUCUGUCAAUCUCUAUAAUCAUGUCUCUGAAUUAUUGGCUAUUUGUCCUUCUCUUCGUUGGAACCCCCCCCCCCCCCCCCCCCCCUCUCUCUUUAUCCAUCUCUCUCCCUCCACUUCUCUCAGUGUCUCACAUACCCUUUUUCUCUCUCUCCUUCCCUUUCUCUCCCUCCACCUCUCUCCCAGGGCACAGUCCUGACUCCGACCAUGGACCAUGCCAUGUCUAUCCAGCCCACCUCCAUGAUGGGCACCAUGACCCAGCAGCUCAGCCACCUAUCCCUGGGCAGCACGGGCACGGUUAGUACCCUACAGAUACCCACUCCACCUCCACCCUACACUCCCUUCAACUACCCACUCUACUACCCCACCCCCAUUGAACUAACCUGAAUUGAGUUAACGUGAAUCGAGUUGUACUGAUUUGCAGUUGAAAGUGAAGAGAAAAUCAGUUGCCUGUGUCUCAGUUUGAUCUCUACACAGUAAUAAUGACUGAUGAUUUCUUCUCCUCUCGUCCUGUCACAGUUUAUGCCUGCCAACACAACUAUGCAGGGGACAUACAUACCCCAGUACCAACCAGUGCCUCCCUCCAGUGUCCCUGUAGAGGUGAGCCCCCGACCGACACCAUAAGCAUUAACUAUGCAGAACAAGUUAAGGGGAUGACAAAAGGGGGUUUAUUUUACAAAAGAGUUCAACAACCAAUCAAUUACUUAAGCAGUUUAUAACUCAGCGACCUAUUACUACUGUUCCACUCCAUUUCCUUCCUUUUCUUGCAGGAGAACGGAGGACAACAGCAACAGGUUGCUAUGGAGACACCUGCAGAACACACAAACUACUCAUACCAGCACACCAAGUGAAGCUAAGGUAGGGUUAUGUCAAACAUCAGCUGUCCGGUGCCAUCCUUGAGGCAAGGAAGACUCUUUCAAUUCAGUUUGAAGUCUCAACCCCUCCCUGUACAGUCGUGGUCAAAUGUUUUGAGAAUGACACAAGUAUUGGUCUUUACAAAGUUCGCUGCUUCAGUGUUAUGAGAUAAUUUUGUCAGAUGUUACUAUGGUAUACUGAAGUAUAAUUACAAGCAUUCCAUAAGUGUCAAAGGCUUUUAUUGACAAUUACAUUAAGUUUAUGCAAAGAGUCAAUAUUUGCGGUGUUGACCCUUCUUUUUCAAGAUCUCUGCAAUCUGCCCUGGCAUGCUGUCAAUUCACUUCUGGGCCACAUCCUGACUGAUGGCAGCCCAUUCUUGCAUAAUCAAUGCUUGGAGUUUGUCAGAAUUUGUGGGGUUUUGUUUGUCCACCCGCCUCUUGAGGAUCGACCACAAGUUCUCAAUGGCAUUAAGGUCUGGGGAGUUUCCUGGCCAUGAACACAACAUUUCGAUGUUUAGUUCCCCGAGCCACUUGGUUAUCACUUUUGCCUUAUGGCAAGGUGCUCCAUCAUGCUGGAAAAGGCAUUGGUCAUCACCAAACUGUUCUUGGAUGGUUGGGAGAAGUUGCUCUCGGAGGAUGUGUUGGUAUCAUUCUUUAUUCAUGGCUGUGUUCUUAGGCAAAAUUGUGAGUGAGCCCACUCCCUUGGCUGAGAAGCAACCCAACACAUGAAUGGUCUCAGGAUGCUUUACUGUUGGCAUGACACAGGACUGACGGUAGCGCUCACCUUGUCUUCUCCGGACAAGGUGUUUUCCGGAUACCCAAACAAUCAGAAAGGGAAUUCAUCAGAGAAAAUGACUUUACCCCAGUCCUCAGCAUCACUGACAUGAUGGCAGCUGGUCCUUUUGUGGCAGGGCUGAAAUGCAGUGGAAUUGUUUUUUGUGAUUAAGUUCAUUUUCAUGGCAAAGAGGGACUUUGCAAUUAAUUGCAAUUCAUCUGAUCACUCUUCAUGACAUUCUGGAGUAUAUGCAAAUUGCCAUCAUCAAAACUGAGGCAGCAGACUGUGAAAAUUAGUAUUUGUGUCAUUCUCAAAACUUUUGACCACGACUGUACAGUGGCUUGCAAAAGUAUUCACCCCCCUUGGCAUUUUUUCUAUUUUGUUGCCUUACAACCUGGAAUUAAAAGGGAUUUUUUGGGGGGUUGUAUCAUCUGAUUUACACAACAUGCCUUCCACUUUGAAGAUGCAAAAUAUUUUUUUAUUGUGGAACAAACAAGAAAUAAGACAAAAAAACAGAAAACUUGAGCAUGCAUAACUAUUCACCCCACCAAAGUCAAUGCCUUGUAGAGCCACCUUUUGCAGCAAUUACAGCUGCAAGUCUCUUGGGGUAUGUCUCUAUAAGCUUGGCACAUCUAGCCACUGGGAUUUUUCCCAUUCUGCAAGGCAAAACUGCUCCAGCUCCUUCAAGUUAUAAUAUAAAUAAUAUGCCAUUUAGCAGACGCUUUUAUCCAAAGCGACUUACAGUCAUGUGUGCAUACAUUUUUACGUAUGGGUGGUCCCGGGGAUCGAACCCACUACCCUGGCGUUACAAACGCCAUGCUCUACCAAUUGAGCUACAGAGGACCAGCAAUCUUUAAGUCAUACCACAGAUUCUCAACUGGAUUGAGGUCUGGACUUUGACUAGGCCAUUCCAAUACAUUUAAAUGUUUCCCCUUAACCCACUCGAGUGUUGCUUUAGCAGUAUGCUUAGGGUCAUUGUCCUGCUGGAAGGUGAACCUCCAUCCCAGUCUCAAAUCUCUGGAAGACUAAAACAGGUUUCCCUCAAGAAUUUCCCUGUAUUUAGCGCCAUCCAUCAUUCCUUCAAUUCUGACCAGUUUCCCAGUCCCUGCCGAUGAAAAACAUCCUCACAGCAUGAUGCUGCCACCACCAUGCUUCACUGUGGGGAUGGUGUUCUCAGGGUGAUGAGAGGUAUUGGGUUUGCGCCAAAAAGCUCAAUUUUAGUCUCAUCUGUUUUAGUACCUUCUUCCAUAUGUUUGGGGAGUCUCCCACAUGCCUUUUGGCGAACACCAAACGUGUUUGCUUAUUCUUUUGGUUUUUUUCUGGUCACUCUUCCGUAAAGCCCAGCUCUGUGGAGUGUACGGCUUAAAGUGGUCCUAUGGACAGAUACUCCAAUCUCCGCUGUGGAGCUUUGCAGCUCCUUCAGGGUUAUCUUUGGUCUCUUUGUUGUCUCUCUGAUUAAUGCCCUACUUGCCUGGUCAGUGAGUUUUGGUGUGCGGCCCUCUCUUGGCAGGUUUGUUGUGAUGCCAUAUUCUUUCCAUUUUUUAAUAAUGGAUUUAAUGGUGCUCCGUGGGAUGUUCAAAGUUUCUGAUAUUUUUUUAUAACCAAACCCAGAUCUGUACUUCUCCACAACUUUGUCCAUGACCUGUUUGGAGAGCUCCUUGGUCUUCAUUGUGCAGCUUGCUUGGUGGUGCCCCUUGCUUAGUGGUGUUGCAGACUCUGUGGCCUUUCAGAACAGGUGUGACACUUAGAUUGCACACAGGUGGACUUUAUUUAACUAAUUAUGUGACUUCUGAAGGUAAUUGGUUGCACCAGAUCUUAUUUAGGGGCUUCAUAGCAAAGCAGGUGAAUACAUAUGCACGCACUUUCUGUUAUCAAUUUUUUUGAAUUUUUUGAAACAAGUUAUUUUUUUCAUUCCACUUCACUAAUUUUGACUAUUUUGUGUAUGUCCAUUACAUGAAAUCCAAAUAAAAAUCCAUUUAAAUUACAGGUUGUAAUGCAACAAAAUAGGAAAAACGCCAAGGGGGAUGAAUACUUUUGCAAGGCACUGUAUCUGCUAACUUAGUUUCAGUGUACAGGACAACUUAUAUGUUGUCCUUGCCUACUAGGUCCAUGUCAGAACAUUACAUGUAGGCGCCAAUUAAUGUUAUCACGGUUUACUAAAAAACAAAAGCUUGUCAGAUAUUGACCACUUUCAAAAAAACAUGUAUUUAUUUAUAUUAUGAUUUACACAGAUACAUUAUGAUAUGGAGAGUAUGUAGACUUAUUACAUUUUGGAUGUUACAUCUAUUAUGUAAAAGGAGUAGCGUGACAGAGGUAAGUGUGUGUGUUGCAGCUCGUGGUCAGGAGGCCAUGUUGCAGACUGAACCGCAGAGAGUUGGUUCUCUACAGGAGGAUAGCAGAGCUCCGCACAACAACACCAAGCAUCGGACUUGAACACGGAUGAAAAAAGGAACACGUGUGUGCUUUGAAAAAGAAGACAAUGCUUAUUUCGUUGGGACUUUUCCUCUCUCUUCUUCAAGAGUCUAUCAACCAUAGGUGGGAGCCUUCUGCAAUGGAAGCUUUGAUCUCUUUUAAUAACUGAAAAAAAGUAAAUAAACAAAGAAGUUUAACAAAGAAACAAAUUAGGAAAGGGAUAAAGACAGAGCGUUAUUUUUGGGCAUGUAAUAUAACAAAUUCUUCUUUUUUAUUUUAAAGCAUUCUGGAGUUUCAGAGUUAUACAAGGAAAAGAGUAACAACACAAUGUAUCUUUAAUUUUUGGAUAAAAUAUGCAAACAUUAAUUUUAAUUGUUUUAUGUCUAUUUUUGGACAUUCUAUUCACAGCAGUUGGACAAUGUUUUGUACAGAUUUUAAAAAGUAAAUAAACACAUUUAGUUGGUAUAAUAUUUCUAGUAUAGGCUACUUUUAAGAAUGGAAAAUGCUAAACAAACCGUUUAAAGCUACUUCUCCCUAAAACUGAUCCAGUAAGGCAAAACUCAGUUAACUCACUGGCAGAUGGUAACAUUCAUUAUUUAUAAAUUAUUUAAAAUAAUGUCAAACUUAAACCUUAUUAAGCAUUCCCUCAUAAACACUCCGAAUGUGUUAUGAGCAGAGGACAAUCAUGAUCAUUCUUAUUUAUAUGUACAUCAUAGUUCUAUUUUCGGAUAUUUGGAAAUAUUCAAACAUGUCACUUGCAUAUUGUGUAGAUUUUAUUUAAUGAAAUUCUUUAUUUAACAAGUCCGGUAAAAGCCAAACACUGGCAAUAAACAUAUUAUCACUUAUAAAAAAUUCAUAGGAGCUAAAUGAUAUAAAAAAGUAAGCAAAUCUGAUAUUGCUGUAAAACUUUGUUAUGAGAAGAAAAUUAACUAAUGUUUAUUUUGUUUAUAAU
Messenger RNA from Coregonus sp. 'balchen', 33156 nucleotides. The record is from the annotation of a GenBank genome assembly. NCBI's taxonomy places the organism in Eukaryota, Metazoa, Chordata, Actinopteri, Salmoniformes, Salmonidae.